CUCUCAAACCUUUGAUUAAUCAGUUAGUAACUGUCACUGCCAUCAAAAUUUCUGUCUCUGUCAAUCCAAGUUAUGCGCAAUGAAGUUCCCACUAUUUCGACGCCUUUGCAAACCAAAUCUAAUUGUACGCACCAAAUCCAAUCCGUCACGAUGUCCGCCCGAUCCCGCACCGACAGUUGUCACAUUAAUCGGGGCCAGCUCAAGAGUCGGCCAACUUACCGCCCUCCAACUGAAACAGUGCAACCUACUCGACGAACUGAGGCUGUUCGAAUUUGCAAAAAGUGGACUGUCCGGAGUGGCGUUAGAUUUGAAUCACAUUCCGACAAGUGUCAACGUGGUCUCGUAUACGGGAUUGGACUUGCUUCGAAACGCCGUUGUGGGUGCCCAAGUUGUCGUGAUUUGUGGAGGCGAACCCAAAAAACCGGGGAUAAGGGAGUACGAUCUGUUUUUGGGAAAUGCCGAUUAUGUUCGUAGCGUGGCCUUGCAUACGGCCGAGUUUAAUCCUAAUGCAAUUCUUUGUAUUACCACUCCGCCGGUUACUGCCAUGGUACCUUUGGUGUCUGAAGAGUACAAAAGAGCCGAAGUUUAUAAUCCUAAAAAGAUUUUGGGCGUCACGACGUUAGGGGUCACUAGGGCUAACAGUGUCAUUGCAGCUUAUUCCGAGCAAGACCCCAGUACUGUGUUGUGUCCUGUGGUGGGUGGAAUGGGAGCCACAACGUUGGUGCCAGUGCUGUCGCAAACUGAAACAGGCCCCAAGCUGCCACAACCAGCCGUAGAACUUCUUCAUAACCAAAUUUGUAAAUCAGAAGACGAAGUGCUGACCUUAAAAUACUUGGAAAAUUCGAGUUCGUGUGUACUGUCAUCCUCGUUCGCAACAACAAGGUUCGUAACGUCAGUUCUGCAAGGGUUGAAGAAUAAGUUUACUGGAUACGAAUUUGCCUUUGUUAGACAAACGGGACAUAUUGAACCUUUUCUCAGCUACAUGAUGUCUGUAAUAAAAUUAGACAAUCAGGGCGUACAGUCCCUUCACAUGCCCAACCUCAACGAAUUGGAAGCCAAAAAAUUGCUAAACGCCGCAGAAGUGAUCCGUCAGCAAAUCCAUUGGGGAGCGAGCUUUGUAACGGGCGCGUCGUUUGAAAAAAGGAAACGCCCGAAAAGGAUAGUGCAGGAUUGCGCAAUUAUUAAGAUCGAUCGGCAGUCUCGGAUUGGCGAUUUGUGUGCCAAAAGUUGUUAGUGGAAAGUGAA
This is a messenger RNA of Photinus pyralis (common eastern firefly), 1245 nucleotides long. Its product is annotated as malate dehydrogenase-like. Gene Ontology annotation, cellular component: mitochondrion; cytoplasm. The transcript is spliced from 5 exons. Gene Ontology annotation, molecular function: L-malate dehydrogenase (NAD+) activity. Lineage: Eukaryota; Metazoa; Arthropoda; Insecta; Coleoptera; Lampyridae. Bases 80 to 1234 code for a protein of 384 amino acids. The record is from RefSeq and is a predicted model, not a curated record. Gene Ontology annotation, biological process: tricarboxylic acid cycle; carboxylic acid metabolic process.